CUAUUCAUCACCGCGCCCAGCAAAUGAAAUGAUCAGUGACGAGAGAGAGAAACGAGCCCCUGCUUUCAACAAAACCCCCGUCGGCCAGCAUGAGCAGACCUAGCAAGAUAGGAUAGGUAGAUAGGUGGUAGGUAUGUACUUAGUAGCGCUCGUCAUGAAGACUCGAACGAAGGAACACUUCCCUUUAACUCCUCGCUCCCCGCUCCCCGCUCCUCGCUCCAUGCCCCAUCUCAUCCCCAUCACCAUCACAGCGCCCGCUUCCCUAACCAAUCAGCCGCACCAGCCGCGUCUGGCCAGCCCAGCCGUAUACGGCACGAGGCAGCACGGCCACGGGGGGCCUAGCCCAGCCUAGCCCAGCCCAGCCGCAAGCGGACGCUCGCCGCUACAAGCGCUGAACCAAGCACGGACAGACGGGACGGGGCGGGACGGGACAGCUCGGGGUGCAGGAGCGGGACGCAUGGACAGGCGGCGUGGUUGGUGUGCGCGGGGUUGAGAGAGGGGUUGUUGAGGUGGGGAGGGG
Aplosporella prunicola CBS 121167 is the source of this 520-nucleotide messenger RNA. RefSeq lists its product as uncharacterized. The record is from RefSeq and is a predicted model, not a curated record. The coding region runs from base 155 to 352 and encodes 65 amino acids. The transcript has a single exon. Lineage: Eukaryota; Fungi; Ascomycota; Dothideomycetes; Botryosphaeriales; Aplosporellaceae.